UUUUGCCCUAAUACGAGUGUUGUAAAAAAAUCACAAAUGGAUAACGAACUGGAAUUAAUCAACCGCAAUUUAAACGUUGCGCUGGCCAAGUUGAAAAACAGCAAACACAAUAACUUGCAGGAUCUUAAGCUAAAGAUGGCCCGCCUGAUACGACUCCACUUGCAGCACGUGGAAACUACUGUGAUCUUGCUCAGGCGGAGGACGCAGCAGAGGACCAGGCGUCGGUUUAGGAUGCUGCGCACGUUUUUUAUGCGCCAGAUGAUGGAGAUGCACUCAAACUACCUGCACACGUACGCCAUGCUGCGCCUGAAGCAUUCCCAAGUCGUGGACACGGAAUCGGAAACCAGCGAUGUCGAUGGAGAACCGCAUGAGGAGAUUGGCGUGCAGGGAACCUUUCCCAGCUUCGAUUCCCAUUUCUUUGAAAAUGUUAUUCCUGCGCUGAGCGAGGAGGACUUUCUCAACACACUCCAUGUGACUCGGGGAACCUUUGAGACCUUGUGCAAGCAGCUGUCUCCCUCUCUGCGGACUUCGGAUGAACUGACUCAAAGAGAGCCAGUAAUUUCUACCGAGAAGUGUGUGGCUCUGGCCCUGAACUUCCUGGCUAGCGGCGAGCGGCUAUCUCUGAUUGCCGAGAGAUUUUCUCUGCCCCGUCCAAGGACCAUCAAGUGUUUAAAGGUCUUUUGCAACGCCGUGAUGUCCACUUUGGGCCGGGCGCUUCGCCAAUUACCACAGAACCCAGUGGACUGCAAUAGUGUGGUCGAGGGAUUCCAGCGAGAAAGCAACAUGCCCGCCGCACUCGUCGGCGUCCUUGGCGUCUGCUCCAUUCCCAUCCGGUCCAAUGGCGAGGCCAAGAACUCGAUACUGCGCAUGGAGUAUCUCCUGGACGAUCGAAUGCUCUUUCGGGAGCUGCAAUUGGGAUGUGGCUUGCGGGCCACGCUGGGACCUAUGUUUUCCCACGCACCCAAUACUCUCACCGCAAUCCCUAAAUUCCGCAUUAAUUCCCGACUAGUUCCGGCCUUUGUCUUGGCCCCGGUGUACCAGAAUUAUCCACUGCGUCCCUGGCUUUUGCAGUGCUAUACUGAUCCGAUAGCUCCGCACGAGCACGACUUCAACGAGGUUGCCGAGCAUCUGCAGGAGUUGAGUGACUGCGCAUUGCAUCGCCUCAUGUCCCGCUGGAGCUUCCUAAGCCAACCCCUGGACAUUAGCUUCCAUACGGCCUCGUGCAUCAUCACAGCAGCCGCAGUGUUGCACAAUCUACUGGAAGAACUGAGCGAACCACACAUGCUUGAGUGGGGCAACUCGGUGGACGUGUCCAAAUUCCGGGCAGAGCCGCUGUCAGAUUCAGUCGGCGAGGACGCCGAGUCUCAUGCGGCGCUAGAAGUGAGAGAUUUCCUAGCCAGAACCAUAAGCUCCACUGAAAUGUAAGGCAUACCAAUCGGUGUGCAACCGACAUCCCCAUAAACAUAAAAGCUGUAGAGAUAAUGACUAAAAUAAAACCAAAUUAAGUUACAUUAUAGAAA
Messenger RNA from Drosophila sechellia, 1520 nucleotides. RefSeq lists its product as uncharacterized. Lineage: Eukaryota; Metazoa; Arthropoda; Insecta; Diptera; Drosophilidae. The record is from RefSeq and is a predicted model, not a curated record. The coding region runs from base 37 to 1425 and encodes 462 amino acids. The transcript has a single exon.